Messenger RNA from Aedes albopictus (Asian tiger mosquito), 1172 nucleotides. RefSeq lists its product as uncharacterized. The coding region runs from base 443 to 1012 and encodes 189 amino acids. Lineage: Eukaryota; Metazoa; Arthropoda; Insecta; Diptera; Culicidae. The transcript has 3 exons. The record is from RefSeq and is a predicted model, not a curated record.
GCCUAAGCAACGCACGCAAACUCCGUGUAAGAUAACGGAUCGCUUUCGCGCGAUCUAGCUUCGCUGCUACACGUGGAUCACUGUGCUGGAGUGGGUGUGAAAAUUCUUACAUAAUUGGCGUUCGGUAGCGUGGUUCUAGAUGAAUGAACCCCACUCCGUCUGGAACCUUUAGGUACUACGUUUCACCGAAUCGAAAACAACUGAUAUAAGACUGGCGUCUUGCCCCAAACAAUAGUUUAUUCCUCCGCCAAGCGUGUCAAUCUUCAGAAGCCUCUCCACACCGGUAGUUGCCCGUGCGUCGUCGUCCGGGUCAUAGUGAUUAAAAGUUUUCGUCCGGAAGUGUUUCCUCAGUGUAGGGCAAAGUCCCCCCGCAUCCCACUCGAGUUCGCGUUUGGAGUGCCGUGUCAAGUGCAGCAGCAAGUUAAUUAAUUCCCGCUCGACAAUGAAAGUGCUGGCAAUCGUUGCGUUGUCCACCCUCUGCGCCGCAGCAGUUACCGCCGCCCCGGAAGAUUCCGGUGCCGCCAUUGCUGCCGCAACCAUGGCGGAAGACGGCGCCAGCAAGAGGAACGAAAAGCGAGGUGUCGGUCUCGGGUAUGGACUGUCCGGUCUCGGUUACGACAGCACCCAUCUCGGUUACACAGGCGGUCUCGCCGGCUACCACCACCCGGCUGCUGGUUACGUUGCCCCCGUCUCACCCGUUGCGAGCACCACGGUCAUCAAGUCCGGAUAUGCGACAAUCCCUGUUGCUAGUGCUGCAUACCCCGCAGCGUACGACUACGCCAAGUACACCGGCUUCUACCCGGGAUACACUACCGGCUACAGUGGACUCGGUUACGCCGGUAUCCCUGUGGCCACUAGUGCCACCGGCUACGGAAAGAUUGUCCAACCGGCUACCGCCACCUACAGCAAGGUGAUCCACUCGUAUCCGCAUUACGGAACCACUGUGGGAGCCGUCUCGCCCGCGUUGGGGUACACUGGAGUGGCUGGAUAUCACGGUGGAUACGUCUACUAAGGCAACUGCGAAUUUAUUUACAGUUGCGUGUGUAUCGAAUUUCCUCAGAUCCGGAUGGUGGUGUUGUUCUGUGUGUAGAUAUAUAAAAGUCUCAAAUUGUGCCUAUAUUAUUUAUUUUGAUUUGUGUACGCUGAAUAAAGUUUGCAAUUGUGAUGACCUA